Oppiella nova is the source of this 1032-nucleotide messenger RNA. NCBI's taxonomy places the organism in Eukaryota, Metazoa, Arthropoda, Arachnida, Sarcoptiformes, Oppiidae. The record is from the annotation of a GenBank genome assembly.
AUGGUUGACAAAUCUUUACUCAACAAAUACGUGGAAGUGGUGACAGUGGUGGCCAUGUAUUGGUUUAUAUCGAUAUCCAUGGUAUUCCUCAACAAACACCUGCUGUCCUCUCAAGACAUUGGACUCAAUGCGCCCCUAUUCGUGACAUUCUUCCAGUGCGUGAUCGCACUCCUCAUAACACUAGUCAUGUCUUUGCUAUCGCGAGUCAGUCCGCGGCUCUUCUCAGUGCCCGAGCUGUCUGUUCAGUGGUCUGUCGUACGGGCAGUGCUUCCACUGUCGGUGAUGUUUGUCUCGAUGAUCACAUUCAACAACUUGUGUCUGAAGUACGUUGGGGUGGCCUUCUAUUUCGUGGGCCGUUCCCUCACCACUGUAUUCAAUGUGUUGCUAACCUAUUGCAUACUCAAGCAAAGCACGUCCGUCCCGGCCAUCACCUGCUGUCUCACCAUAAUCUUCGGCUUCUUCCUGGGCGUCGAUCAGGAGAGCGUCGGCGGCUCGCUGUCGGUGGCGGGGGUGGCCUUCGGAGUGUUGGCCUCACUGUUCGUCUCAUUGAACAGCAUUUACACCAAAGACGUCUUGCCGGCCGUCGGUCACAGCAUUUGGUUAUUGACUUUCUAUAACAAUCUCAAUGCCAUCGCUCUCUUCAUACCACUCAUGAUCAUCACCGGUGAAGUGCCCGAAGUGUUGUCUUUCCCCAAGCUAUGGGACGUCCACUUCUGGAAUCUUAUGAUUCUCAGCGGUGUCUUCGGCUUUGCCAUCGGAUACGUGACCGGCCUUCAGAUCAAAGUCACCUCUCCUCUCACGCACAACAUCUCCGGUACGGCUAAGGCGUGCGCGCAGACAGUGUUGGCCACCGUCUGGUACGACGAACACAAGUCACUCAUGUGGUGGUUCUCUAACCUACUGGUGCUGUUGGGGUCGGCCGCCUAUACCCGUAUCAAGCAGUUGGAGAUGAAGAGGUCGCACGAGGAGUCGGUCACCACUGCAGUCAAUGGCGGCGCAGAUAAGGAGAAGCUGUUGAAGAGUUGUGUUUAG